AUGGUUGUCGACAGCGUUCUCCUUAUCCCCAGCCUCCUGCUCCUGGUGGCUGGGGUGUCUCUGCUCACCGUUUCCUGGCGCCGACAGGGUUCUGACCGGCGCCAGCAAUGGUGGACAUGGUGUCUGCAAGUGGUGGCAUCGAAGUCAGGUGCUGAGAGGCAGGCAGGCAGGCACAGGAGCCCCCUGUGCAGGCCACGUUGCUCCCAGCAGCAAGCAUCGCCACGGCAGGGCAGUCCCAUCCUGCCCCAUCUCAUCCAGCCAGGAAAGAUCCGGCCUUUCUUGCUGCGCAGUCGGUGCCCCUCUCUGCACACGGACUCUGCCACUGGUACCACGAGCUCUGCGGGGAAACCCGGCAGGCUUCCCAGACAGGACCAGCGCCCGCAGAUUCUGGUGGCACGCGGGACCCCCAGGACGCUCCGUCAGCGUCCUAGGCUAGGCGGUGGAGUUGAAGACCUGCCACCUGAGAUCUCCAACUUCACAAAGCCACCAGUGAAAGGGAAGGUCUUCCAGGUGGGCCUCGUUCAACGAGAGGAGAGAAAACGCUGGUGGGACUACGAGACCAAGAGGCGUUUUUGGCGUAUGCUCUCCCCAGCACUUCCCAAAGUGCACAAGAAAGCAGGAGCAGCAGCAGGACCACCACCAGCUUCAGGCCUGGAGAAAAGAAGACCACAGAACUGA
Molecule: messenger RNA, 678 nt
Organism: Lagopus leucura (white-tailed ptarmigan)
Lineage: Eukaryota; Metazoa; Chordata; Aves; Galliformes; Phasianidae
Exons: 3
Coding region: 1-678 (225 amino acids)
Source: RefSeq, a predicted model, not a curated record